AUAUAUAAAAAUUUUAAAUAAAAGACCACAUUUUUUGAUCACUCUUAAGAAUAGUUCAGACACUUCGCUGACGGGGUGUAGGUCGGUUGGCAGUAGCGGCUAGUGACUGCUGCAACUACGAAUAGUCGAGGCGGGAGCGAUGACCAGAUGUGCGGAUGGCGGACAGAAUGGCAUGGAUAAGCGAACGAGAAGUGGUGUUGAAACGGAUAGUACACAUUCGGUCUUGCCUAGUAUGUCCAGAUUAUCCGAGCCUCCUCAUUCCUUUCCUUUAUUCUCCUCGGCGUGUAAAGGAGCGUCGCCCAGCUGCCGUCGUCGCACCGACGACGUAACUUAUUUCCGAAAAUCGUCAACAACCACUCACCCCUGGGGUGCCAAACCAAGGACAAUCGUCGAGAUCUCGAAGGUAGAUGGUGUCACAAUAGAAAUAUUUCUCUACGGACGACAACUGAGACGUCACAGCCUUCAACUAACAAUUUUAACGCUUCAUAUAAAUGUGAAUGGAAAUUUGGAAGUUAUUGGAAAUAAGUACUAAUUCAUUAUAUUUCAGAUUGCAAUAGAUUUCAGUGGCAUUUGUGUGCAACUCGUGGAAAGAGGUAAAAACAAAAACUAUAAAUCACAGAAUUUUCAGGUAGUAAAGAAGUAUACUUGACAGAAAUACAAUGUUGAAUGUGUAAAUCACCAAUCUAUAUAAACUUAAAUUAUUAUCCCCCAUAUACAUGCAUGCUUAUAGUUUAAAUAAUAAAUAUUCUGAAGUAAAUAAGCUCACUAAAUAAUAUUAGGUUAAAAAAACGCCCAAUUAUACCGAGGCGCGUUAUCAAUAAAGCUUUAUAAUUAAAAAUAAUAAAAAGAAAAGAA
Formica exsecta is the source of this 855-nucleotide messenger RNA. RefSeq lists its product as uncharacterized. The coding region runs from base 140 to 532 and encodes 130 amino acids. The transcript is spliced from 2 exons. The record is from RefSeq and is a predicted model, not a curated record. NCBI's taxonomy places the organism in Eukaryota, Metazoa, Arthropoda, Insecta, Hymenoptera, Formicidae.